UGGCAGCCAUAUUGGAUUUCGUGACUGAACGUACCGGGGGGGGGGAGCCCGAAGUAAACAAAAAAUGGCUGGCAAAAAAAUUAAAAUUAUAUCAGUGAAUGAAUCAUCGCUUGUCGACUUGAAAGCUGAGCUUUAUCGUAAAGAAACGCAGUUGAAACGUAAUAAAGUUGAUGGCAAUCAGCCUAAGAAAGCACCUAUUUGGCAAAAAAAGAAAGAAUCUAAGGUGAAAACUAGAAACACUGGUAGUGAAACUAAAUCAUUAAAAGACAAAUCCUAUGACAAAGAGUUGGAGAAAUCCAGGUUGAUGUUAGAAGCCAAAUCAGCUCUCUAUGAUAAACUGUCUAAUGGAGAAAUUGAAGUUCCUUCAGAUGAGGAUGAACAAGACGGGAGAUUUCUGGUGGACUUUCAUAAAAAAAGCUUGCCUAAGAAUGUGGAUGAAGUUGACAAGAGUAACAUUGAUAAUCCAGAAGACACUCCAGUAGCCACAAGCCCUGAUAAAGAAUGGGUAGAAUAUGUGGACUCCUUUGGAAGAUCAAAGAUGUGCUUAAGAAAGGAUCUUCCUCUUAUGAAAGAAAAAGAUGAAAAUGUCAAAUUGAAAUCUCUGGAAGAAAGUAAGCUGACAUUGUUAUCAGAUGACAUGAGACGAGAUAUGAUUAGAAAGAAAUGGGAGGAAGAAGUACAAGAAGCUUUAGAUAAACCUGUUGGUCCAGUUCAUUAUCAGGACAUGAUGUUUGGUGAAACGCGUCAGCAUGGUGUUGGCUAUUACAAGUUUUCUAAAGUCGAGGAGGAACGACAAGAACAGCAAACAGCGCUGAACAAACUAAGAGCUCAGACUGAACAACAGCGAAACAAAAGAGAAAAACUUCUGGAAAAACGAAAGGCAGCGAUGGACGCACGUUUAGCAAAGAUCCGUGCACGGAAACAGCAAAAACUGCACGAAGCUGGCGCGGUCGAAGACACGCAGGAAGAGGAAGAAAAAACAGAUGAGAUUACGAUUGAAGAUACGGAAGAAGAGAAGGAAGAAAAUGAAGUGAUGAUUGGCGCUAUGGUUGAGAGGAUCCGUAAUAAGACCACGAAGUUUGACAACAAAAAUGAGUGGGAAAAAAAGAAAGUUGAUCUAGAAAGAUUUGACAAGCCGAAAAAGAAGACGCCAAGCUACGAUCCUCGUAGCGAACGAAAUCCAGAAUUUGCACCGCCCUCCUUUUACGAGAAGACAAGCGAGACGCCUAAAAAAUUCUCAGAAACAAAAUGGGAAGGAGGGAAUCAGGGAGUUGAAGAAGAGACACAGAAUGUGUCUGUCAGCCAAGACAGGACUUCAGGAUUCAUACAACAUCAAUAUACACUAAACAAUCAAGAAACAUCCGAGGAUGAUCAUAAUACAAACUCUUCACAAUAUUCAAAUAUAGCCACCCAAAACUAUCAACCAAUCUUCAGCAACACAAAUCCUUAUGUCCAAAACACAAACUUUAUUCCUCCCAACACACAUCCAAAUCUACACACAACGUUCCCUAACCUUCCACCCCCUCCGUUUCCCAAUCUUCCACCCCCUCCUAGCCAUACUUUCCCUCCUCCAAACAUUCCACCCCCAUUCUUCCCACCACCUGUCCAGAUUCCACCCCAAUACCCUAUACCUUAUCUUCCCCCAUCCAUCCCCAAAAACCAGCAAUACCCUAAUGUACCCCAAAAACCAGUUUCUCCAAAAAUGUGUAUAUUAUACAAAGAAACUAAAUGAUACAAAGUGACUGAAUUGUUAUAAAGUCUGGUUGAAAACGAAUAAAAAUAUUUAUA
Messenger RNA from Dendronephthya gigantea, 1788 nucleotides. RefSeq names its product coiled-coil domain-containing protein 174-like. NCBI's taxonomy places the organism in Eukaryota, Metazoa, Cnidaria, Anthozoa, Malacalcyonacea, Nephtheidae. Gene Ontology annotation, cellular component: nucleus. The record is from RefSeq and is a predicted model, not a curated record. The transcript has 11 exons. Bases 65 to 1732 code for a protein of 555 amino acids.